AUGGGCUCUGUUCAAACACCACCAAGGAAAAAGGUCCACCUCAACUUCUUCGAGACAGCGUGCAAGGGAAACCAUGAGUGUGCCGGACAAUGGGCUCGACCGGGCGACAAUACAUACUCGAAAGACACCUUGGACUACUACAUCAACAUAGCCAAGCUGGCCGAAAAGGCCAAGAUCACCUCCAUCUUCUUUGCCGACUCGUACGCUGCUCAUGACAUCUACGCCGGGUCUCCAGACGCCGUGUUUCGCGCGGGCACACAGGUUGCCAAACUGGACCCGAUGGUCAUCAUUUCAGCCAUGGCGGCCGUGACAACUUCGGUUUCUUUCGGCGUGACCGGCAGUACCAGCUACCUCCCGCCAUUCUCGCUCGCUCGCACGAUGAGCACUCUCGACCAUCUAACCAAGGGUCGCAUCGCAUGGAAUGUGGUGACCAGCUGGUCGCUGGGGGCGGCCGAGGCCUUCGGCAAGCAGCUUCUGCCUCACGACGAGCGAUACGAGGUCGCCGACGAGUAUAUGGACCUUGUCUACCGGCUGUGGAACGGCUCUUGGGCCGACGAUUCGGUCAAGUGGGACACGGUCAAUCGCAUUGCCUACGACCCAACGAGGAUCGUCAAGAUUGACUUUGAAGGCAAACAUAUCAAGAUGAAGGGUCGCCAUCAAUUGCAUCCUUCUCCUCAGCGGACUCCUGUCAUCUUCCAAGCUGGAACCUCCAAGGUCGGCCAGGCCUUUGCUGCAAGACACGCAGAGGCCGUCUACAUUGGUGGACUCGUGCCCUCUCAGGCAUCCUACCAGAUCAAGGCGUCUCGCGAUAUUGCCCGCGCCGCCGGCCGUGACCCUUACACCAUCAAAUUCUUUGCCGCGAUCAAUCCGAUCAUCGGCCGUACCGUGGAAGAAGCACAGGCCAAAUUUGACGAGGCUAUGAAAUAUGCCGACAUCGAGGGCGCUCUCGCCCAGUUCUCCGGCUACACGGGCAUCGACCUGAGCAAAUACCCAAUGGACGAGGAAUUCAAGCUCGACAUGUCCAACCCCAAGGAAAACAUCGUGCAGGGCUUCUUUGGCAAUUUUGCCGAUAGUCAAAAGGCCGGAGACGUCUGGACUCCUAGAAGGCUGGGCGAGAAGAUCGCCAUAGGAGGCUUCCAUCCCACCCCGGUUGGGACCCCGGCAAUGGUGGCCGAUGUCAUGGAGCAGUGGAUCGACGAGGCCGACGUCGAUGGGUUCAACAUGGCCUACAUCAGCAACCCCAGUUCUUUCGAAGACAUCGUGGAGCUGCUCAUACCGGAGUUGAGAAGAAGAGGUCUCAUCUUCGACGACUACGCUGUGCCUGGAGGCACCUUUAGGGAAAAUCUUCUGAGAGAACCGGGCCAGAAGACCUUGCGCUCUGACCACUACGGAAGCCAGUUCAAGUUCGAAGGCGAUUUCCCGUACGUAGAGCCAGUUAAGGCUUAG
Capronia coronata CBS 617.96 is the source of this 1446-nucleotide messenger RNA. RefSeq lists its product as uncharacterized. Gene Ontology annotation, molecular function: oxidoreductase activity, acting on paired donors, with incorporation or reduction of molecular oxygen; monooxygenase activity. The record is from RefSeq and is a predicted model, not a curated record. NCBI's taxonomy places the organism in Eukaryota, Fungi, Ascomycota, Eurotiomycetes, Chaetothyriales, Herpotrichiellaceae. The transcript is spliced from 4 exons. Bases 1 to 1446 code for a protein of 481 amino acids.